UUGACAGCUGAUCGCUGGCCUGAGGAGCCAGCUGUUUGUCUGUCUAUAAAAUUGUACACUUUUAGACUCGCCUUACAUUCCAUAAUCUAUAUGUAAAGUUAAAUCUAUUAAUGCACGCACAUUGUAGCAACGGAAUCUGAUCAAGAUGAGCAAGACUGAGUGGGAGAGCAACGAGGAAAUUAAUAUUUUCCGCGAAUAUCUGCGCAUUCCAACGGUGCAUCCAAAUGUUGAUUACACCGCCUGUGUGGAGUUCUUAAAACGUCAGGCAGCCAGCCUGGGCCUGCCCGUGGACGUCGUCUAUCCCGUGAACGAAGCCAACCCCGUUGUGGUAAUGAAAUGGCUGGGCAAGCAGCCGGAACUACCCUCAAUAAUUCUGAACUCGCACACGGAUGUCGUGCCCGUCUUCCCUGAUAAGUGGACCCACGGGCCAUUCAGUGCCGAUCUGGAUGACGAAGGUCGCAUCUUUGCCCGCGGCUCGCAAGACAUGAAGUGCGUUGGAACUCAAUAUCUGGGUGCCGUUCGCGCCCUCAAGGCGAGUGGCUUCCAGCCGAAGCGCACUGUCUAUCUCACCUAUGUGCCCGACGAAGAGGUCGGAGGUCAUUUGGGCAUGCGCCAGCUGGUGAACAGCGACUACUUCAAGAAGCUUAAUGUCGGCUUCAGCUUCGACGAGGGCAUUUCCAGUGAGGAUGAAACAUACGCCGUGUAUUAUGCCGAGCGAACCUUGUGGCAUCUUAAGUUUAAGAUCAGCGGAACUGCUGGUCACGGCUCUCUGCUGCUGCCGAACACCGCUGGCCAGAAGCUCAACUACAUUGUGAACAAGCUGAUGGACUUCCGCGAGUCGCAGGUGAAACGACUUGAAGAAGACCCCAACAUUGACAUUGGAGAUGUCACCACCGUUAACCUAACCCAACUGGGCGGUGGUGUCCAAAGCAAUGUGGUGCCGCCGUUGCUGGAAGUGGUCUUUGAUAUUCGAAUCGCCAUCACUGUGGACAUCGUUGAGUUUGAGAAGCAAAUUCGCGAUUGGUGCGAAGAGGCCGGAGGCGGCAUUGAACUGGAUUUCGAGAUGAAAUGUCCCUUUGUCCAGCCCACCAAGAUAGAUGAGUCGAAUUUAUAUUGGGUGGCUUUUAAGAGAGCCUUAGACGAGCUUGGCUUGAAGACUCGCUACCGUGUCUUUCCGGGCGCCACCGACAGCCGCUACAUUCGCCAUGUUGGCAUUCCGGCUCUGGGCUUCUCGCCAAUCAACAAGACUCCCUUGCUGCUGCAUGAUCACGAUGAGUUCUUGCGUGCGGACACCUAUCUGAACGGCAUCGAGGUUUACAAAAAGCUCAUACCAGCUGUGGCCAAUGUCUGAAUGAAAACCAUAUACGGCAUUCUAAUAUUUCAUUCCAAUUAUAUGUGCCCAAAUUAAUAACACAAUAAAACUGCAGAGUCGAAUCACAAUUUAAUGAAA
This is a messenger RNA of Drosophila mojavensis, 1450 nucleotides long. RefSeq names its product aminoacylase-1. Lineage: Eukaryota; Metazoa; Arthropoda; Insecta; Diptera; Drosophilidae. The coding region runs from base 146 to 1351 and encodes 401 amino acids. Gene Ontology annotation, biological process: amino acid metabolic process. Gene Ontology annotation, cellular component: cytoplasm. Gene Ontology annotation, molecular function: aminoacylase activity. The record is from RefSeq and is a predicted model, not a curated record. The transcript is spliced from 4 exons.